Messenger RNA from Prunus armeniaca (apricot), 546 nucleotides. The record is from the annotation of a GenBank genome assembly. Lineage: Eukaryota; Viridiplantae; Streptophyta; Magnoliopsida; Rosales; Rosaceae.
AUGUUGAUUUCUCUGCUUCUGUUUUCGGCUCCGCUUCUUCUUGUUAUUGCCGAUACUCUUCUCCCUUCGGCUAUUCUAUCCGCCUCUUCUUCUUCUUCUUUGAUCUCUUUGGAAGCUCUCUCUUCCCAUUUCACUAACUACGACUUUCGGUACUCUCUUGUUGAUAUUCCGCUCAUCUCCAUUAUAAGAUCAGCUGUCAUAUUCUGCGUUUACAGCUUCUGUGACGGGCCAAGGCUUUCACAUGGACCAUAUUUGGGGAUCACAACCAUGUGUUCUCUGCUAUCUCUGGUGUUUGUUUCAUUGAAGGCUUCUUAUGUGUUUGGUGCUUCGGGUGUGGAAAGAGCAGAGUAUGUAAGAGCAACCGAAGUAGCUUUGUUCAUCUGCUCACUGGUUUUGGCUGUUGGGCAUAUUGUUGUGGCAUAUAGAACAAGUUGCAGGGAAAGAAGGAAGCUUUGGGUCUACAAAAUUGACAUUGAAGCUGUUUCAGCUUGCAAAAAUGGGUUCCCUGGAUAUCAGAAGCUCCUUCAAGAAGAAAGAGUGAAGUGA